Chrysemys picta bellii (western painted turtle) is the source of this 1863-nucleotide messenger RNA. RefSeq names its product 5-hydroxytryptamine receptor 1E (gene HTR1E). Gene Ontology annotation, cellular component: dendrite; plasma membrane. NCBI's taxonomy places the organism in Eukaryota, Metazoa, Chordata, Testudines, Emydidae. Gene Ontology annotation, biological process: chemical synaptic transmission; G protein-coupled receptor signaling pathway, coupled to cyclic nucleotide second messenger; adenylate cyclase-inhibiting serotonin receptor signaling pathway. Gene Ontology annotation, molecular function: G protein-coupled serotonin receptor activity; neurotransmitter receptor activity. The record is from RefSeq and is a predicted model, not a curated record.
CGCGUUAUAUCAGAAUUCGUGUUAUAUCAGGUCACGUUAUAUCGGAGUAGAGGUGUAGCUAUUAUCCCUCAUGCUCAAAGUUCAUUCCAAACACUGAGCACAGGUAUUGGAAACAGCUUUCACAGCUAUGGAUUUUGACAGGAAGGAAUCAGAACAUUGUUGACCUGAAACUGGCCUCUCAGCCUGUUCUGAACUACCUGCAGAUUUAUGCUUUAUAGAGAGAAGUUGUUGUGGUUGGUUUGGGGUUUUAUUUGUGGGAAAGGGAGUUGUGUUGGUUUGGUUUGGUUGUUUGCUCAGUCUUCUCAAUUACUGCAGUGGUUUCCAGAGGGAAAAUCCAAUCCUGUUGAGCAGCAGAACACAAACAACCGAGUUGUGAUGUGCACCCAGCAGAACACUGGAUGUUCUGGGCAGAAGGAAAACUGGAUGUUUUGAGCUGAUCUAGUGAAAAUGGGACAUAAAUAAAUAAUUUCACAUCUGAAGCUUUUCGCAAAUGGAGGAAUUUUGAAUGGGAGCCAUUAACAUCUAGAAGUGGCAGCCUUUUUCUCUGUGUAUCCUGGGGCAGGGGGAGGGGGGAAUGAAUUUCACAAACUGCACAACAGAAGCCAACGUGGCUGUCAAACCCAAAACAGUCACCGAAAAGAUGCUUAUUACCCUGACCUUGGCCAUAAUCACAAUUUUGACUAUGCUGCUGAACUCUGCCGUAAUUACAGCAAUUGGCACCACCAAGAAACUACACCAGCCUGCAAAUUACUUAAUAUGUUCACUAGCUGUGACAGAUCUGCUUGUUGCUCUUUUAGUCAUGCCCUUGAGUAUUACAUACAUAGUGAUGGAUACGUGGACACUGGGAUAUUUCAUCUGUGAGAUAUGGCUUAGCGUUGACAUGACCUGUUGCACGUGUUCAAUUCUUCAUCUUUGCGUCAUUGCACUAGAUAGAUACUGGGCGAUCACAGAUGCUAUUGAAUACGCCAGGAAAAGAACGGCAAAAAGGGCCGGGCUUAUGAUAGUCACUGUAUGGACUAUAUCCAUUUUCAUUUCAAUGCCACCUUUGUUUUGGAGAAACCAUCACAGCGUCACAAUUCCCAGUGAGUGUCGCAUUCAACAUGAUCACGUGAUCUACACUAUUUACUCCACUUUUGGGGCAUUUUAUAUCCCCUUGACGCUAAUACUGAUCCUCUAUUACAGAAUUUACCACGCUGCAAAAAGCCUAUACCAAAAACGGGGGUCAAGCCGCCACCUAAGCAACAGGAGCACCGACAGCCAAAAUUCUUUUGCCAGUUGUAAGCUCACGCAGACGUUCUGCGUGUCAGACUUCUCGACAUCUGACCCAACCACGGAAUUUGAUAAAAUACACGCGUCAGUGAGACUUCCUCCUAUUGAUAACGACCUGGAGUUGGCUGGUGACCGUCAGCAGAUUUCCAGUACACGGGAACGAAAGGCUGCUCGCAUCCUGGGACUGAUCUUAGGGGCUUUCAUCUUGUCGUGGUUGCCAUUUUUCAUUAAGGAGCUUAUUGUGGGCCUGAGCGUUCGCACGGUGUCUGCAGAAGUAGCUGACUUUUUGACAUGGCUUGGCUAUGUCAACUCCCUUAUCAACCCUCUGCUGUACACUAGUUUUAAUGAAGAUUUUAAGCUGGCCUUUAAAAAGCUUAUUCGGUGCUGGGAAAAUUCUUAAAAGCACCUAAAGGUAGAUAUGACGUGACGCCCUGGCCUUAAGAAUGAGUAAAAUGCGCUGAAUUUGGUAACGUUUUGCUUGGUAAAGGGGAUUUUUGUGUUUGUCUUUAUGCUUGACUGCUCUUUGGCCUGUAACUUGUUUUGCUGUUUUCUACCUCUCGUGUUAUUAUGGUACAUAGUUUCAAAUAAAUUUUA